UGUGAGGCUACGUAACGCAAAUAAAAUAUAGUUUUAAUUUACAAAUGUAUGUUCUAACGCCGGAAUUAGAAAUUAUUGCAAAAGAAAAUUGCAAUGAAUCUUUGGAAAUACGCGAUUCUUCGCUGCCCUCUUUAAAAGCCUGGCUUAAGAAAACGCCGCAUUUGAAAGUGCGUACAAAUGAUGAAUUACUUUUGUCGUUCUUACGCUGCUGCCGUUACAGUCUGGAGGACACGAAAAAACGUAUUGAUGGUUAUUAUUCUCUUAAAAAUGUCUUCCCAGAAGUUUUAUCAAAUCGUGUUAUCGAUGAGUCACUAAUGGAUUUAUAUCGACAGGGCCUCCAUACUAUACCGAUAAAACCUCUAAGCCCCAAUGGACCACGCAUAAUAAUCUCCCAGUACAGUAAAUAUGACCCGAAGAAAAGUAAUCCCAGAGAGGCUUUCAAAUUACUUUUUAUGCUACUCGAAAUAUUGGCCAACGAAGAUCCAAACACCAGUGUAGCUGGAGUAGCUUAUGUCAUAGAUGCUAGAGAUGUUACGAUGGAACAAAUGUUACAAUAUGAUCCAUAUUUCUUGAAGAAAACCUGGACAUUGGUGGAGCAUUGUUUGCCCGUACGAUUUACGGAAAUACAUUUGAUAAAUAUGCGCAAAGAGGGACAGGCCAUAUUUAAUUUUGUAACCUCGUUCUUACCCGCCAAAAUGCCCGUAAAGUUUGUAGUCCAUAAAAAAGCUGAGGAUUUAUACGAUCAUUUACCCCGAGAUUCCAUGAUUGUUGAAUAUGGCGGUCACAACGGUUAUCAACCGGAAGCUUUAAAACACUGGGAAAAUGUAAUGCUCAAAUACAAGGACUACUUUGCUGAUGAUGUCAACUACAGUAGUAAUGAGAAGUUACGAUCGGGUAUAAUGGCCAGUGCCGAGGUUUCUGAACUUACCGGUUUAAGUGGUUCAUUUCGUAAAUUGGAAGUAGAUUAAUUAAAUUUCAUGAAAAGUAUUUUUUAAUUUUUUAAAAUUAUUUUAUUAUUGUAAUUAAAAUUAUAUUUACUACUCGUUUUCUUAGAUUAAUUAAGUUUCUAAAUUAAAGUACAUACAUAAUUUAAAUAUUUUUUUUAUGAAUACAGAAAAAAUAAAAUUAAAAAGUAAUUCUUUGGUAUAACUUGUAUCCGGUUAAUAAGAAUUAAAUGUUUGUC
Calliphora vicina (urban bluebottle blowfly) is the source of this 1183-nucleotide messenger RNA. Its product is annotated as alpha-tocopherol transfer protein-like. The transcript has 3 exons. Bases 45 to 968 code for a protein of 307 amino acids. Gene Ontology annotation, molecular function: phosphatidylinositol bisphosphate binding. Lineage: Eukaryota; Metazoa; Arthropoda; Insecta; Diptera; Calliphoridae. Gene Ontology annotation, cellular component: membrane. The record is from RefSeq and is a predicted model, not a curated record.